GGGGGAAAUCGGUCGGUAAAGCGGGCAGCCUCCAUUUUCUUCGCGCCUUUAUUGUUGUGCUCCGGAAAAUUCAUUCUUUUUGGACUCCUCUCUUUGACAAUUUCACUUGAGAAGAUUGGAGAGAUUGCAUUUGUAGGCAGAAGAAGACCAUGGCAUAACUUUUCGUUCAUCUGUUAGUCAACUGAUCACCUGUCAAAAUGAUGCAUCGAAGAGGAGGGAAGCGUAUCCGGAUGGAUGACCCUCCACCAGAGUAUGAAAAUCCAAUGACCCCUAUGACACCGUACUCUCCCUACACACCUUAUCACAACUCUGCAGCAGCUACUCCACUUCACCCUGGGGCGGAUUUGUAUGCUGAUAACUAUGGUGGACAUGCUCAUCAAGAGGAAGAAUAUGGUCACCACCAUCAACAACCACAGCAGCAGAUUCAACACCAGCAAAUUUACCACACUCCAGAGCAGCAACAAGCGGAGUAUCAGGCUGAACUUGAGCGGCAGCGAUUACAACAGCAGCAGUUAGAGCAGCAACAACUAGAGCAGCAGCAGCUGGAGCAACAACGGCAACUCCAGCAGCAACAGCAGCUUCAACAGCAGCAGUUACAAGAGCAGAUGCAACAGCAGCAGCAUCAAGAGCAGCUGCAACAGCAACACCAAGAGCAGCUGCAGCAACAGCAACUCCAACUUCAACAACAGCUGCACCAGGAUCCGGAGGAGCAACACUUGCACCAGCAGCCGACCUCUGAACUGGACCAUCAUCCUGAGGACAGUGAACCUGUUCGAGGACGUGUGACGAGAGCUCGACUUCGUGGAGCAAUGAAUGCCCCACCACCGCCGAGUGCAGUCCCCGCCCCUACCGCGGCUCAAAUACGCAGAGCGUUAGCUGACGAUACAAAUAAACAACCUAAGAAGAGAGCUGUUGGGGGUCGCAAAAGUAACACUGAAAUUCUGUCUGAAGAUGAAGCAUCAUUGUACUUUAUUCUUAAAAAUGGUAGAGCAUCAAUUCAGACAACUGUUGAUGAUUGGAUUGAAACAUACAAGUCAUCCAAAGAUGGAGCCCUGCUGUCUCUGAUGCAGUUCUUUAUCAACGCUUCAGGCUGCAAAGGAAAAAUUACUCCAGCUAUGCAGGGUAACAUGGAGCAUGCUGGAAUAAUCAGGAAAAUGACUGAAGAAUUCGAUGAAGAAAGUGGUGAAUAUCCUCUCAUUAUGACUGGACAGCAAUGGAAGAAGUUCAAGAACAAUUUUUGUGACUUUGUGCAAACGUUAGUGAGGCAGUGUCAGUACUCCAUCAUCUAUGAUCAAUAUUUGAUGGACAAUGUCAUCUCACUUCUCACUGGACUGUCUGAUUCUCAAGUUAGAGCAUUCAGACAUACUGCUACCUUAGCUGCUAUGAAACUUAUGACAGCCCUUGUUGAUGUGGCACUGACUGUUUCCGUCACCUUGGCUAACACUCAACGUCAAUAUGAAGCUGAGCGUCAGAAAACAAGAGACAAGCGAGCUGCUGAUCGUCUUGAAUCUUUAAUGGCGAAACGUCAGGAACUGGAAGAAAACAUGGAUGAAAUAAAGAACAUGCUUACAUACAUGUUUAAAUCUGUGUUUGUCCACAGAUACAGGGAUACACUUCCAGAUAUUCGAGCAAUCUGUAUGGCAGAAAUUGGAGUCUGGAUGAAAAAGUUCCACUCCAACUUUCUUGACGAUUCUUACCUCAAAUAUAUUGGAUGGACAUUGCAUGACAAAGUGGGAGAAGUCCGUCUUAAGUGUUUGCAGGCUCUUCAACCCUUAUAUGCUUCAGAAGAAUUGAAGGGAAAACUUGAAUUGUUCACCAGCAAGUUCAAAGACCGUAUUGUAGCCAUGACUUUGGACAAAGAAUAUGAUGUGGCUGUGCAAGCUGUGCGACUUGUUAUCAGCAUUUUAAAACAUCAUAGAGAUAUUUUGACAGAUAAGGAUUGUGAACAUGUCUAUGAAUUGGUUUAUUCCUCCCAUCGUCAAGUAGCCCAAGCUGCCGGAGAAUUCCUUAAUGAGCGUUUGUUCGUUCUUGAUGAGAAUGCUGUUAAUGGUAUAAAGACCCGCAGAGGUAAAAAGCGCCUGCCUAAUACUCCCUUGAUUCGGGACUUAGUUCAAUUUUUCAUCGAAUCUGAGCUUCAUGAGCAUGGUGCCUAUCUUGUUGACUCUUUAAUUGAGUCUAAUGACAUGAUGAAAGAUUGGGAAUGCAUGACAGACUUACUCAUAGAAGAACAUGGCCCUCAUGAAGAACCCUUGGAUGAUCGUCAAGAGACUUCUCUAAUAGAAAUCAUGGUCUGUUGUAUCAGACAAUCUGCCACUGGAGAGCCACCGGUUGGAAGAGGUCCCACCAGGAAGCAAGUUCCUUCAGUAAAGGAGGUCAAACAGGUGAAAGAGGACAAAGAGCGUCUUACAGACCACUUCAUGCAGGCUCUUCCGCCACUUUUAGAGAAGUAUGGUGUAGACAGUGACAAACUUACCAACCUGCUUUGCAUUCCACAAUACUUUGACCUGGAAAGGUAUACCAGUUCAAGACAAGAAGGGAAUCUUGACAAGCUCUUGAAAAAAAUUCAGAAUAUUGUGGACCGUUCUACUGACAACGAUGUCCUGGACGCUUGUGCAAAAACGUUGGAGUUUCUUUGCACUGAAGGCACUGCCAUUUACACUCGUUGUGAUGUAGCUCGUUCAACUCUUAUAGAUACCCUAGUUAACAAAUAUAAGGAGGCAAUGGAUGAUUGGCGUUCACUCAUUGAGGGGGAAGAAGAACCUAACGAAGAAGAAACGUAUCAAGUCAUCACAAGUCUGAAGAAGGUCUCAAUUUUUUCAGCGUGCCACAAUUUAGGCCACUGGAACAUUUGGGAUUCCAUUUUCCAAGAUAUCCAUGAUGCAAAAGAAAAAGUUCGCAAAACAUUACCUGAAGAGGCCAUUAAAUAUUGUAUUGGUGCUUGCUAUUAUGGCAUUUUGUGGGAUCUGAAGACCAUAGAAGAACGGUUAGAAGCUGGAAGCCCAGUUGAGACCGAGCUUCCUAAUCUGAAGAACAAGCUUCGUAUGUUCAUGGACCUCAUGAAGCAACUAUUACCACAUGCAGACGUACAAAUGUAUCGAGAUGAGGCCUACAUCACUUUGUGUGAUCUUCUUGUGCUGUUCAGUAAUCAACUUGGUCAGGGAACUCACAAUGCUUUAGAACAGUUGGUUUAUGAAGCAGAUAGAGAGCUUCAGCAAAUGCUGAAUGGUUUUAUUCAAACUUAUGUGUUCAUUGAUGAAGAUGAGGAGGAACUUGAUGAGCACUCAAAAAUUGAGGAGCUUCAUAAAAGGAGGAACUUUUUAGCUUCUUUCUGCAAACUAAUUGUUUACAAUAUGAUGCCUGUCCAAGUUGCUGGUGAUGUCUUCAAACAUUAUGUUAAGUACUACAAUGAUUACGGUGAUAUAAUCAAAGCAACAUUAGGAAAGGCAAGAGAAAUAAACAAGAUCAAAUGUGCUCGCACUAUGGUUUCCAGCCUCAUUUUCAUUUUCCAAGAAUUGCAGACUGAUGGUCAGAAAGUCAAUCGUAGUGCUGAAGAGUUCACCAGUGUUAAGGAACUUGCCAAGAGGUUUGCUCUGUCAUUUGGGUUAGAUGCAGUGAAAAACAGAGAGGCAAUAACUAUCUUACAUCGAGAGGGAAUCUUAUUUGCUGUGCAACAAAAUGGAGAUGUCCCUGAAGAUCCAUCAAGUCCCCCACCAAAUUUACCUUUCCUUGAAAUUCUCAGUGAAUUUACCAACAAGCUUUUGAAGCAAGACAAGCGACUUGUAUUGGGUUUUUUGAAUCGAAGAAUUUCUGCUGGUAUGCCAUCCAGCCGUGGAGAAGACUGGCAACCUCUUUUACAAUACCGUAACAGUUUAGUUCAUGGGGAGUCAGAUCAGCCAAUAGUCACCUCCAAGAGGGCUUACGGCCGUAAAAAGAAGGAUGCAGCUGAUGAUGGUGAUGAUGGAGGUGAUGACAAUGCCAACUCUGAGGAUGAGUAUAAUGCUGGGGUGCAUGCAGCCAAAGUCACUAGGAAGAGAGCACAAACUACUGUGAAACCAAAGCUUGAUAUUCGGAUUGCCCCAGUGAAAAAGAGAGCUGUUGAACUCUUUUCAUCAUCAUCCCCUUCAGCAUCAGGUUCCAACACACCUCCCACUGCAAGCCAUAAUGGUCCUGAGAAAAGUAGGAUGAAGCCAGCUUCUCGAACUCGCUCCUCAUUCCAUGAGCACUUAGGCGCAGGCGGAAGUCCCGAACCAUUUUCUGGACGUCUGAGAAAGAGGUCAUCAGCUGUUCACAGCUAUGAAGAACUGAGUGACAUUGAUUCUGAUGAUGACAAAGGGUCUUCCAGGCGUCGUAAGGGAAGACUAAGGCUAAGUCGCAAAGAUGGUGAAGUGAACAACAACUCUGAUGCAGUCAAUAGUGGAGAUGAAGGGACCUCGACUUCGUUGCAGAUCUCUUCAGAUGAGAGGGGGGUUGAAGUUGCAGCCAGUGCAUCUCUCUCAAAAUCAUCUGCAUCUGAUUUACAAGUUUCAUCUGGACUCGAUUAUGAAGGAAAUAAUGAAGAAGAAAAUAGUCAUCAUCUCCUUGGUGAAGGUGAUGGCAGUGAUGAGGAUAGUGAAUGACAGUAGUUCUUUAAUAUUUAACUCUGCAUGUGAUUUUAUCAAAAACAAAAAGGGAAAAAAAAUUGAUAUGUUUUGUUCAAAUUAUGUGCAUUUGUUAAUGGAUUAUCUGUUAAGUUUUACUUUUGUUUAUGGUUUUGUUUUUCUCAAUUUGAUUAAUAGCCAUGUUUUUUUACAAAAUUUUGAUUUCUGUAAAUAGACAGCUUUUUGCAAACUUUUUAUUUUUCUGUUUAAUAGUAUUGUAUAAUGUAUUACAAUAUUGCAUAUUUCAUGACAACUAGUGUGGUGAUUUUAUGUGCCAUUGAGCCAGAAUCUUUUUUCAUGUUUUGAUAUUUAGACUUUGAGUCAAAUACAAGAUUCACUGAUGUGAGGUAACAGUUCAUCUUUUUUUAUCUAUGAUUGUAAUUGGUUUAAUAAAAUGGUUGAUACCAUGGACAAUG
Thrips palmi is the source of this 5053-nucleotide messenger RNA. It is a transcript of the gene SA1, whose product is annotated as cohesin subunit SA-2. The record is from RefSeq and is a predicted model, not a curated record. Gene Ontology annotation, molecular function: chromatin binding. NCBI's taxonomy places the organism in Eukaryota, Metazoa, Arthropoda, Insecta, Thysanoptera, Thripidae. The coding region runs from base 198 to 4616 and encodes 1472 amino acids. Gene Ontology annotation, biological process: sister chromatid cohesion. The transcript is spliced from 22 exons. Gene Ontology annotation, cellular component: nucleus; cohesin complex; chromatin.